AUGAAACAAAGUCAUGAAAAAAGAAAGAAUACGUACAAGCUUUUACGGCAUUUAAAACCUGAAAAUUUUUUACGAAAUCGCCAAAUACAACAAGUAGAGAUUCGUCGUCAAAGUCGUGAAGAAAUGGUUUUUGCUCGUCGUAAUUUUACAAUGACCCACACCGACUCUGACUCUGAUGAGGAAGAAGUCCAUGACGAAAAUUUCUUUUCAUUUGACAAAAUGGUUGAAAAUGUACUAUCGGACUCUGUUGAUAAGCAAUUACGGUCUCUCACGGAAUUUCGAAAACUGCUCAGCACCAAGAAUCCGCCAAUCCAACGAGUGAUUAGCCUUGGCGUAGUUCCUCGAUUCGUGGAACUUUUAUCCUCUGAACACGAAUUCAUUCAAUGCGAAACAUGUUGGACAUUGACCUACAUCUUAUCAAGCGCUGAUGAGCAACAUGUGCAAAUUGUCACGGAUGCAGGGGCGAUUCCUUUAUUGGUCAUGUUGUUGAGCAAGAACGAUGCUUGUAUUAUAGAACAUGCCGUCUGUGCAUUGAUUGAUAUUGCCGGUGAAAAUAAUUACUUUCGAUAUCUCGUUUUGAAUGCCGGAGCCGUUAGCUCCUUGCUAAAUGUUCUCGGUAAAGUACAAGAUGGAUUUUUAUUUCGUACACUGGUUUGGGCCCUUGCGACCUUUUGUUCUGGAGAAAUGGUUUCAGAACUAGAUUGGUAUCUGAUCGCUCCGGCACUUCCCAUGUUAUCAAGUUUUCUGGAUUCAAAGGAUGAAAUAAUUCUCGAGCGAGUUUGUUGGACUUUGGGUUCCCUGGCCGAAGGGAGCGUUCAACAAAUUCAAAGAAUCAUGGAAUUAGGAGUGUGUCCUAACCUAGUACGAUUAAUGGAUCAUCCAUCUAGAGAAGUCAAGAUUGCAGCAAUACGAUGUGUCACGAACAUGAUUACCGGCGAUGACUUUCAAACUCAAGUGGUCAUCAACUGUAAAGCUUUGCAAGUCUUGCGUAGCCUACUUUUGAGCGAUAAUGACGCCUAUAUUCGAAGAGAAGCAUGCUUACAACUUUCGAACAUUACCGCGGGCACAGUUGAACAGAUUGAGGCGGUUUUCAAUGCCGGGAUUUUUCCGACAUUGAUCGACCUCAUGAUGAUCGCCGACUUCAAUACACGCAAAGAAGCAUGCUGGGCGGUAUCCUACGCCAUCAUUCAGGGUUGCGGUUGUUCCGAACUGAUACUUGAGAUUGUUCAACUGGGAUGCGUCGAACCGAUGGUGGAAAUGCUAAACUUCAAAGAUAACAAUCUUAUACACUUGGUGUUGAGUGCAAUUGAGAUAAUACUUCAUCUCAGCAUGACACGCGCAAGUGAGAAUAAGAUGGCUUUACACAUUGAAGAGAUCGGAGCUUUCGCCAAGAUAUACAAUCUUCAAUUUCACGAUAACAACGAAAUCCACGAAAUUGCAACUUACAUCAUCGAAAGAUAUUUUGAAUCCGAUGAAGAGGACAAUGGUCAAUUAGACCUUCUUUAUCGAUGA
Acaulospora morrowiae is the source of this 1512-nucleotide messenger RNA. The record is from the annotation of a GenBank genome assembly. NCBI's taxonomy places the organism in Eukaryota, Fungi, Glomeromycota, Glomeromycetes, Diversisporales, Acaulosporaceae.